Tetrahymena thermophila SB210 is the source of this 3522-nucleotide messenger RNA. Its product is annotated as transmembrane protein, putative. Lineage: Eukaryota; Ciliophora; Oligohymenophorea; Hymenostomatida; Tetrahymenidae. The transcript is spliced from 7 exons. The record is from RefSeq and is a predicted model, not a curated record.
AUGUAUUUCUUAAAUAAUAUUGAAAUUAUUUAUUUAGAUGCCAAAAACUUUGUAUUUUCUGGUAAUGGAGAUCAAAUACUUUAAAUAACUUCUAUUUAAUCAUUGCUGCAGUUUGUAACUUUUUCAGAGAUAUCAGAUAAUAAUUCUCUGAUACAGUUAAAUCCUUUAGAAAAAGCUAGAAUUGAUAAAUCUAGAUUUGAUAAUAUAAGUUUAUCUGGAGGAAGCAUCAUAAAUUUCUUACAAGGUGAACUAAUAAUUACAAAUUCCAAUUUUACUAACGUAAAUUCUACAGCUUAUCCCUGCGCCCUUAAUGUUAUAGAAGGAGAUUUUAUAUAGAUUAAAAACUGCUAAUUUAUAAACCUUUCUAAUAAUAUGCAAUAGAAAAAUUCAUAAAACUAGUUGUUGCAUUUUUAAGGUGGAGCUAUUAAGCUUUAAAAUACAAACAUAACAAAAAUUUAACAAAGUCUUUUCAAAAAUUGCAUAUCUUAAGGACCUGCCGGCGCAAUUUAUUCUUUUUAAUCAAAAUAGCAAGCAAUUUUUGAGAUUUUUAUGACUUAAUUUAUUGAAAACUAAUCCAUUUUAGAUUCUGGUGGAGCAAUUUAUUUUUUGCAAUAAUGUGGAAUUAACAUAACUUAGAGUUAUUUUUCAAGCAACCAUGCAUUAAAAUCUUAAGGUGGUGCUAUCUAUUUUGAAUCUUCGUCUUUAAUUGCUUUUUAAAAUUCUAACUUCUCAUUAAAUUAGGCAGAUAUUGGAGGAUCUGUUUAUUAUUCCAUAACAAACUAAGAAUUUUUUAAAGAAUAAAUUCUUUAAAAAAAUCAAAUUUACUUUGAAAAAAAUAAAGCUACAUUUUAUGGUUAAAAUAUUGGCUCAAUCCCUUUUUGGAUCGGAAUUUCAAAAAAACCUAGUGCAGAUAAGCUUAAAAUAGUUUAAUAAUAUAAAGUUUAAAAUAUUUCUAGUGGUAAUUAUUUAGAUUAGCCGUUGUAUUUAAAUUUUAUAGACGAAGAAGGGAAUCCUUUUAACUUUAUAGAAUCACCAAGUUUAAAUAGCUUAAGAAAAGAAUUUUCUUUACAGUUAUAUUUUUAAAAUAAUAGCUAAAUUAUUAUUUAAUAAGGAGUAAAUGCAUAAUUAAAUCAAUCUAUAGGCUUAUUUUAAUUAAAUUUCCAGUCAAUAUACAAGGUUUCUUAAAAUCAAAAAAUCUAUAUUAUAUCAAACUAAAUACAAUAAGAUAAGUAGCUUUAUUUAGCUCUUGAAUUAUAAUACAGAGAUUGCAUUAAGGGAGAAACUAUUUAAGAAAAGGAAAAUUUCAUUUAGUGCAACCAGUGUGUUUAGGGCAGAUACUCACUAAAAAUUCCUGAUAUGUAAAAAGAUAUUAAUAGUAUACAAUGUAUUUCUUGUCCAGAUUCAGCUAAAUUUUGUUAAGGAAGUUAAAUAAUACUCAAAGAUGGUUACUGGAGAGAAAAUAACUCAUCAGAUUAAAUUUAUUAAUGUAUUUUAAACAGCUGUUCUUCUGACAACCCAAGUAGCAAAAAUGGCUGCAUUGAGGGAUUUGUAGGACCACUUUGUAAUAGUUGUGAUAGCAAAGCAAGUGUUUGGAAAUACUAGUAUGGAUUGAAAGGCUAAAACUGCUAUGUCUGUAGCGAAUGGAUAGAAUAGUAUUUGUACUUUAGUAUAUAUUUUGCUUUGUACUUUUUGUAUAUUGCUUACAGUCAUCAUAGCAUGAUAAAAAGUAAAAUAAUCAUGUAUAAACUCAUAAUAUUUAAGAAAAUAGAUCUCUUCAUCACAAGUAAAUCUAGUUCUCAAGGGAAAGAUUUUUCUCUAUGGUUUAAAAUAUUCAUUAAUUAUUUACAAAUUUUAUCUUGUGCUAUGUCAUUUAACAUCACAGUUCCAAACUUUUUAAAUGUCUCUUUAAAUUUGUUUGGAGAUCCUUUACAAUUAACAGUAACUUCAUUUGAUUGCUUAUUUAAAAUGAGUGAUAAAUAUCCAGUCUGGUUAAAUAGGAUUGUUACAUAAGUAGUUAGUAUGGUUGCUAUUUACUUUUUAAUAAAUUUAUCUCUAAUUCUAAUAUCUAUUAAGCAGCAUAAAGACCUCAAAAAAUCAUUUGCUUAAAUACCUAAUAUUGCAAAAAUGACUUUUAUUUUUAUUUACUUAUUCUAUCAGCCUUCAUUAUCUAAAAUGCUUAUUCAAGGAGUUUUUUGCACAUAAAUUGGAAGUGAUUAUUAUUUGAUAUCAGACUAUAGUCAGUAAUGCUACACACAUUACCACAAUCUAUAUACCUUUACAAUAACAAUUCCAUUAAUCACAAUUUGGUGUUUUUUAAUACCAUUGAAGAUAUUUUUUAACCUAAAAUCGUUUCAAAAACUUGAUGACCAUCAUAACCCAAAGGGUCAGAGAAUUGAGAAUCUGUUAGCUUAUGGAGUAUUAUACGACGGAUAUAAAAAUAAAUUUUUAUACUGGGAAAUUUUCAAAAUAUUCCAUAAAUUUAUUCUAAUGUCAAUAAUUAACUUAAAUAUUAAUUAACAAACUUAAGUGUCCUUAAUACUUUUGACAAUUAUUUUUUACUAUUAUAUACUUUAAAAGGCUUAGCCACAUAAAAAUAUUAAACAAUUUCAAACAGAAAAAAGACUUAUUUUCAAACUUUUAUACACAUUUGCAUUACUCUAACUAAUAAUUAGUGAUAAUUCAAAGUUAUCUAUUUACAAGAUGAUUGGACUGAUUUUCAUAAUAUACAUAAAUAUUACAACAAUUAAGCUGGCUAUCUUCAUAUUUGUUGGGUAUAUUUACAUUUAAAUAGAUGAAGCAGAUUCUUGUUCUAACAAAUUUAAGAAAUUCCUUUUCUAAAUAAAAAAUAAAUAUCCAAAGCUUUUAAAUUUCUUGAAUUUUAGAAGAACAAAAAUAAUUAGAAUCCACUAGUUAUGGAAAAAAGUGAUUAUAUCAUUUAGAUAAAACAUUUUUACCAGCAAAAAUUUUUAAAGCAAUAAAAAUUAUACUCUGCAUUAGCAAUCUGAAAACAGUAGAAUACAUCAUCCAAUAACCUAAAAGAAUCAAAAAAGUGUUUCUUAUUUGAACUCUUCGAAUAAACUUUUCAGCUCUAACACCUUAGGUGAAAAUAUUCGUUAAAACCAGCUUAUACCAGAAUCAUUAAAAUUAAUAUAAAUGUCAAAUUUUCAUGUAAUUCCAAGUCAAGACUCACCAAACAAUAUAUAAAUAUAUAACGAAGGAAAUAAAAAUGCUUCUAAAAGUUUGUUCAAAGCAUUUAGUACUCCAUAAAAUGAUUAAAGGUUUUUUGGAAGAAAAUUUUGGCUUGGGUCGGCAUACCCAGAAUCAUAUUUUUGGUAUAUUUUCAGAUUUAAAUAUCAAAAAUAUGUAGUUUAAAAACUUAUAUUAUUGGAUCUUUAUUUUUCCAACUUAAAGUUAUUAAUUGAAUUGAAUUAUAUAAAGUUAUUAAUCACUUUAUAAAACUUUAUUAUCAUAUUUACAUUUGUAAAAUAUGAUUUAAAAAAUUUGUUUUUAUUCAUAAUAUGA